AAAGGCGCGGGGGUUGAACAACGCCGGCCUUGGUUUGAGACUCGAUCCGCGGGACGCAUCAGCGACGUAUCGAGUCCGUGACGCGAGAUCCGUGCGUCGGCGCGUGAACGUUCGAGAUGGAGGAGGUGCGACCCGCGUGCCCCGAGCGUCGGCAACCGUCCCGAGACAUUUUUCCUCGCGCCCCUCGUCCCCACCCGCGGCACCCGCGACGCUGACCGACCGCGCCUCCCGUCCCCGUCGCGCGCAGAAAUCGGAGGCGGAGAUCAUGAGGGAGCAGGAGGAGAAGCUCAAGGCCAAGUUCGGGGGUUUAGCGCCGAAGAAGAAGCUCAUCCACAAGGACGUCAAGUACUUCGACAGCGCGGACUAUUCCAUGCACAAGCAGAAGCACGAGGACGCCAAGGUGGAGGAGGACCUGCACCAGCCCUCCAAGCUCAACUCGUCGCCCGCCAAGCCCGCGGGGAACUGAGACUUCGGACCUCGGCGGACCUCCGAACGCGCCCCGUCCGCGGGACAGGGAAGGAGUCUCGCGCGAUCGUGCGUGUGCAACCAUAGCUACCUAGUGCGAACCAAUGGCGAAGGGGUUGGGGACGGGCGCGAGCAACGAAGUCGUCGGCUCGCGCCGCUUGUAACGACGCUCAUAACACUUUUC
Micromonas commoda is the source of this 649-nucleotide messenger RNA. RefSeq names its product negatively light-regulated protein. NCBI's taxonomy places the organism in Eukaryota, Viridiplantae, Chlorophyta, Mamiellophyceae, Mamiellales, Mamiellaceae. The coding region runs from base 266 to 466 and encodes 66 amino acids. The record is from RefSeq and is a predicted model, not a curated record. The transcript has a single exon.